UUCAACAGGCUCUUCAACAAGUGAAUUCAUGUCAGAGUUCUUCCCGGGACAAGUUUUGCCCAGAGGGCAUACUUUAUUAGUGUCAGUGUGCAAUGCUGUCAGUGACUCUUCUCCUGUUCAUUUCGUCUCCAGUCAAGUUUCUUUCUCGCUGAAAAUUCCCUUCCUGGCUCCUUCUCACUCUCUCUUUGUGUGUGUAUGUGUGACUGACUGUGACUGUAAUCUCCCACGUUCUUUUUUUCCGCUAAAAUGUUCCUUCUGGCCUAUUUCCUCGUCCCGGAUCACGGAAGAGGGACAACCCUCCUCUACUGAAGUCUGCCCCUCUGAUCAACUGACCGACUGAAGAUUCACACACAAGUGUGUGUGUAGAGAGCUACGGCGAGAGACACACAAUUUUAGCCUCGAAGUUCAGUUGUUGGAACGCAUUUCCAGCUCGCUCUGAUAUCAGAGAAAUUAAAGGAAUGUGGACUAUUUCCCAUGGAAUUACCCGUGAGGAUUAACUCGCGAUAAGAAACCGUCGCCCGUGCUUGUGUUUGACCGUGGACGGGAGUAUAUGUCUAAGGUAUAUGAACCUGCUCGGUGUUCUGUAGCCGCAGAGCUCAUGCAUGGUGAGUUUGAGACAGGCAGUUUGCUCCAGUCCAACUUCACAGUGAAAAGCAAGUCGGGAGAAAUGAUGCGAACAGCACGAAAGUUUUAAGCAAACUUUUACUUGAGUCUCUAGAGAAAACACGAGUAGGUAAUUGGUCUCUUUUCAGAACAGUAAAUUGUCCUUCCAAGUUUGGGAAUUUAGUUUACGGUGUGCAAACGCCACGGACAGAAUGAACAUCACUGGGCGCGUGGUACUUGCGCUGUUGCUCGCCCUGCUGGUGGGCUUUACCGGGGGCACACAAGCCCAAGUAGUGUCCGCCAAGGUGAUGCGGUCGUCAAACGUGAGGCGAGAUGACUUGUACCGGAAAGAAGAGGUCGUCACGGUAACUGCAGCUGGGGGAGCCAUCCAGAGCCCCCGCUUCCCGAACUCCUACCCCCGGAACCUGCAGUUGUCAUGGAAACUACUGUCGCCCCACAACACCCGCAUCGUCCUGGAGUUUGACUCCCACUUUGCGCUGGAGGAACCAGAGAACGAUGUCUGCAGGUAUGACUUUGUGGAGGUGGAGGACAUCUCAGAGACCAGUACUAUUGUCUGGGGGAGAUGGUGUGGUCAGAGAGUCCCCCCACGCCUCACCUCCAAAACCAACACCCUCAAAGUCACCUUCAAGUCAGACGACUACUUCGUGGCCAAGCCUGGCUUCAAACUCAACUACUCUCUACUGGAUAAUUCUCUUCCUACAGCAUCCAAGACGAACUGGGAAGCUGUGACCCAGAUGGAUGAUGCUCCGUCGCUGUUGGCCCCAGUGGUGACUGAUGUUCCUCUGACAGCAGCAGCGUUGGACCAGACCAUAGCAGCCUUCAACACAGUGGAGCAGCUCCUCCGCCACCUCAACCCUGACAGCUGGAGACAGGACCUGGACAGCUUGUACAGAGAGACAGCAAUGUACAGACCCCGGGCCUACCAGCACAACAGACAGAACAAGAUUGACCUGGACCGUCUGUAUGAUGACGUGAAGCACUACAGCUGUACACCUCGGAACUACUCUGUCAACCUGAGGGAGGAGCUGAGGGCCACCAACGCCGUGUUCUUCCCACGAUGCCUACUGGUGCAGCGCUGUGGGGGGAACUGUGCCUGUGGUACAGACAACUGGAACGGAUGUACCUGCAGCCCGGCCAAGACCAGUGACAAACUACACGAGGUGCUGAAGUAUGCUCCUGAGGUGGGAGGUUUUUCACGGCGUCGGACAGCUCGUGUCCGCUGGGUCCUAGAGGAGGUCCAUCUCUUGCACCACGAGCGCUGUGACUGUGUUUGUCCCUCCAGACCACCCCGCUGAGAGACAAUGGGACAGGGGGACCCAGCUCUGGGAUUAACUGCUGUUUAUAUCUCCAUAUCUCUCUUUCUAGCGCUCCCCACACCAACAUGUUACAAACCUAGUCACCAACAUCCAUCCACAUACCAACAUGUUACAAACCUAGUCACCAACAUCCAUCCAUCCCCACACCAACAUGUUACAAACCUAGUCACCAACAUCCAUCCAUCCCCAUACCAACAUGUUACAAACCUAGUCACCAACAUCCAUCCACAUACCAACAUGUUACAAACCUAGUCACCAACAUCCAUCCACAUACCAACAUGUUACAAACCUAGUCACCAACAUCCAUCCACAUACCAACAUGUUACAAACCUAGUCACCAACAUCCAUCCAUCCCCACACCAACAUGUUACAAACCUAGUCACCAACAUCCAUCCACAUACCAACAUGUUACAAACCUAGUCACCAACAUCCAUCCAUCCCCAUACCAACAUGUUAUAAACCUAGUCACCAACAUCCAUCCAUCAUCCCCACACCAACAUGUUACAAACCUAGUCACCAACAUCCAUCCAUCCCCAUACCAACAUGUUACAACCCUAGUCACCAACAUCCAUCCACACACCAACAUGUUACAAACCUAGUCACCAACAUCCAUCCCCAUACCAACAUGUUACAAACCUAGUCACCAACAUCCAUCCAUCAUGCACACACCAACAUGUUAAAACCUAGUCACCAACAUCCAUCCGUCCACAUACCAACAUGUUACAAACCUAGUCACCAACAUCCAUCCCCAUACCAACAUGUUACAAACCUAGUCACCAACAUCCAUCCAUCCCCAUACCAACAUGUUACAAACCUAGUCACCAACAUC
Molecule: messenger RNA, 2769 nt
Organism: Oncorhynchus keta (chum salmon)
Lineage: Eukaryota; Metazoa; Chordata; Actinopteri; Salmoniformes; Salmonidae
Gene: pdgfd
Product: platelet derived growth factor d
Exons: 7
Coding region: 816-1919 (367 amino acids)
Biological process (GO): positive regulation of MAP kinase activity; positive regulation of ERK1 and ERK2 cascade; positive regulation of protein autophosphorylation
Cellular component (GO): membrane
Molecular function (GO): growth factor activity; platelet-derived growth factor receptor binding
Source: RefSeq, a predicted model, not a curated record